UCACUAUCGAUCAUUGGGGAAAGACGGGGCUAGAUUUCCUUGUGGCGGAGAAAUCUGAUGUGUAGGCAACAUGAAUCGGGCGAUCGCGGGGCGCAGAUUAAUUUUAGCACGUUUACAGAAUUUCUUCCAGACUGAUUAUCUUCGCCGAUUAGAUAAACGAAUACAAAUAAAAUAGUUUUUUCCACCUCCCGUGCUCCAGGAAGAAGUGUUUUGGAUCGGACUUGCCAAAAUCGCUACUUUGUUUCUCUUAUGGACGGUGUGUGUGUGUGUGUAUUACCUAAAAAAGUAGCCGCGUCUUAACAGAGUUACGCAUCGCUACGUUACGUGAAGUUGGGAGAAGCGAGGCCCGAUCUCUUGACCCGUGGAGUACUCUUGAGUCUCUCUGGAUGGAUGGAUGGGUAUGGGGAGAGCAGGAUCUUACUACCCCGGGGCUGAGCGCCUCAUCUCUCCGGUACUACAUCUACUAGUGCUGUGCACCCUCUCCUCUCUCAUUCACAUAGGUGAGAGCCAGGUUCCAACUCCACAGUGCCGCAUCCAAAAGUGCACCACCGACUUUGUCUCUCUCACUUCCCAUCUUAACCCUUCACUGGAUGGCUUUGAUACUGAGUUCUGCAAGGCGCUGCGGGCCUACUCUGCCUGCACCCAGCGGACAUCCAAGAGCUGCAGAGGCAACCUGGUCUUCCACUCUGCCAUGCUGGGCAUCAGUGACCUCAUGAGCCAGAGAAACUGCUCCAAGGAUGGGCCCACAUCGUCUACCCAUCCCGUCAUCACCGUUGAGCCAUGCAACUACCACAGCCGGCAUCACCAAGUAUUGCGGCCUGGGACAGGGACAGGGGCUCCAGAACACCCACGACCGACCUAUCUGUUCUGUGGCCUGUUUGGGGACCCUCAUCUUAGGACUUUCAAAGACCAUUUUCAGACAUGUAAGGUUGAAGGGGCAUGGCCCCUCAUUGACAACAAUUACCUGUCAGUGCAGGUCACAAAUGUUCCAGUGGUAUAUGGAUCCAGUGCCACAGCAACCAAUAAGAUUACGAUAAUCUUCAAACCAUACCAAGAAUGCACGGACCAGAAGGUCUACCAGGCCGUAACAGACGACCUUCCAGCCGCCUUUGUGGACGGCACCAUCAGCGGUGGCGAUAGCGAAACCCGCAGCAUCUGGAUCCUGGAGAAGUCGCCCGGUCGGCACGUAGAAAUCCACGCCGCGUACAUCGGUGUCACCAUCAUCGUACGCCAGCAGGGCCGUUACCUGACGCUAGCCGUGCGGAUGCCAGAGGAGCUUGCCAUGGCCUUCGACGAAACGCAGGACCUGCAGCUUUGCAUGAACGGUUGCCCCACAUCAGAACGCAUCGACCAAGAGGGACAUCUUCAGCUGCCCAUGCUGGGCCUCCAGCAGGCCGGCUUUCAGCCGCAGGCGAGGGUCGAGGCCCAGAGAGGCGUCUUCACCCUCGAAAGCGCCUCCAGGAAGUGCAAGGAGCAACUGGAGGUUAAGGACAUCUAUUUCCACUCCUGCGUGUUUGACCUGCUCACCACAGGAGAUGCGAACUUCACCACUGCCGCCUACAACGCCCUGAAGGACAUGGAGACUCUGCACCCCAAGAAGGAGCGCUGGCAUAUUUUUCCUAACUCGACCGCUGGGCUGAGGCCGUUUUCAUUACUCCUCAAUGCACUGCUAACCGGCUUCCUCAUCACUGUGCUUUUAUAAUGCGUACAGUGUUUUAAUAACUGUUUCGAAGACGAAAAACGAUGGAAAACGAGACUGUAAAAAGUCAGUACUCUGGGUAAAGGGUACUUUGUAUAUACUGUCUGUGUGGAGAAUGAAUGUUAGAAUACGAACCUUCAUUAGACUGUACAUUUUGUGUAAAUGAUGUUUUCAACAGAGCUGAAUAUUGUAGAUUUUUGUGAGUGAAUUUUUUGAAAUUUCAUGUUUUUGUCCUCAGGAGAGGAAAUCUUAAUGGAAGCACUUUAUUUUUAUUUUAUUUUUUGGUUUUUGCAACUAGAAAACAGUGUUCCACGGAACAAGUGCUCAAUAAUCUUUCUUGGUACACUCAGCGCUUUUUUUUUUUUCUUUUUAUACAUUUCUGUAGGUCUCUAUACAAAUGGUACUUACUUCACCAUUUUUCUCUGUAGAACCGUGUUAAACAAGUUUCACAAUGUGGUUGGCAUAGUAAUUGUCAUAGUCGUUUAAAGAAGGAUCAUGUUGACUAGACAUUCACCUUAUCUGUAUUUUUAGUUCUAGUACUCAGCACUGUUGAGUAACGUUGAUCAGCAAAAAACGAAGUGAAGAAUUCAGGCGAACGCAGCAGACGUAGGUUGAAGUGCACUUAAUUCAGAAAUUCAAAUGGGAAUUUGUCUGCCGUUGACCUUUGGAAUGGAUGUAUUGGAAGUUCGGUCCAUUUUUAUAAAUGACAAUCAGAAUUUCUUUAGUUUGGUACAAAAUCUACCUAAUGUACGAACACUAAACAUCAAUCCUGAAGAGUGCAUUUUAGAGACACCAAAAUAUUUAUGCUAAAAGUUUCAUCCUCUUCCAGACUAAUUUCAGAGUGAGUGGCUCUCAUUGAGUGAACUGGAAAAUGGAUGUUGCAUAAGUGCUAAAGUGGGCCAUGUCUCAUUCCUGGUCACUCAAACGGACUUGCAGCAUCUUCCAGAAUGGCUCCUCACAAGAUUACAUUUAUUAGCUUUGUCCCUUUGCCAAACAAAUAUUGACUAUCUGUUCAAAGUGUUAAGUUCCCUCUUGUCCUUGUUUUAUCCUUGACCAAAGAUAUGACGCAGAACCAACACAUUUUGCUAGACAUGAGACUGUGGGCUUCCCUAUAAAUUUUGUUUUUUUCCAAAAAGAUUGGUAUUGUCAUAUGUUUAGCAAGCUAGUGCCAUAAAUCAACUCACCUGACUUGGCUUUAAAAAGCAGAAAUAUGUUCAAUUGAAUUGUUAUUUGGCCCCACGAGCAUUUUAACAGUUAUUUUGUCUGCCAAAAGUGCAACUUGAGCCGUGGUUCUUUUGCUGAAUGCACCUCAGCAGUGAUUUCAUUGAGAGCUUCAAAGCAAAUGAAGGAUAUGCAGAAACACUUAUGUCUCUAUUUGCUAUAAAUGUGGCAUUUGGCCUGAUGGACACAUAAUUCAUUUGAUGAAAUUGAAUUGUACACCUUCUGGGUCUUACAGUCCACCUGCUACAGAAGCCAUGCCAACACUCCUGAUAUGCACGUUUCCAUACCAAGACUUGCUACUGUAGAGACGUCAUUGUUUAACUACUGCCAGUGCUGAAGAGCUGCUACAAUACUGUGACAAGUG
Messenger RNA from Megalobrama amblycephala (Wuchang bream), 3284 nucleotides. RefSeq names its product repulsive guidance molecule BMP co-receptor b (gene rgmb). Bases 395 to 1702 code for a protein of 435 amino acids. The record is from RefSeq and is a predicted model, not a curated record. Gene Ontology annotation, molecular function: coreceptor activity. Gene Ontology annotation, biological process: BMP signaling pathway. Lineage: Eukaryota; Metazoa; Chordata; Actinopteri; Cypriniformes; Xenocyprididae. The transcript is spliced from 3 exons. Gene Ontology annotation, cellular component: plasma membrane.